Daldinia caldariorum is the source of this 696-nucleotide messenger RNA. RefSeq lists its product as uncharacterized. The coding region runs from base 142 to 531 and encodes 129 amino acids. NCBI's taxonomy places the organism in Eukaryota, Fungi, Ascomycota, Sordariomycetes, Xylariales, Hypoxylaceae. The transcript has a single exon. The record is from RefSeq and is a predicted model, not a curated record.
ACCUCAUUAGGCAAAGGGUUUUCAACUCUCGAAAAUGCCUGGGGUAGGCAGAAAACCUUAGUACGGGGGAACAUUUAUCGAUUUUCGGGACGCUUCUCAGAAGCAUGCCAAGUACUAGAGUACUUGACGUCAACUAUUGAAAUGUAUCUUGAUGCCCUCCAGCACAUCAGAUCGCUCACACGAAAGGCCAAUUUGGAUAUUUUCUCAAUAUCUGCAGGGGCUGCCAUCCUAGACCGAAUUCGAGGUAAUCUGGGGGAUUCCUGGAAUAGGAGGAGGGAUGUUUUUAGCGCACUGAAGUCGUGCGGACUAUCACCUGGGUAUCUAGAUGCGCUCGUCUUGUACUCGAUGAGCAAGAUCGAAUUGAGGACCUCCACAACGAGAGAAACCAGGGACAGUAUACGAUCACUAUUUACGGGGCAGAAGCGCCAACACCGUUGCCUUGAAUUAGGCUCCCUGUGGCCAAGUAUCUGGGAAGGCUUCACUGCGGUACAAUAUAACGAAGGGCCAAUGUAUCCAAUUAGGCGAACAUAGAUACCUGGUAUUUUACCCUCCUGACGCUGGCGUAGAAAGUUGUUGAGAAAGCCCCAAUGCUAAGCCGAAACGCCAGAGGAGGCUGCUGGACGAAUAUUCUCGAAUGCGCCGUACAACCUCGGGAGUUAUGCGCUUCAGAAUGGGCAAAAUGUAUCUGCUUAUUGC